AUGAACCAACGUACGUCUGCGUUUUUUGCUGCAAGUAAUGCUGUUUUUGUCUACGCCGCCGAAAUAUUAGUCGCUGAAAUUUCUUGGCCCCGGAAUACUGGUCGCUAUGUCACAUUACACCACUGCACUUACCGCCUUAGCGACAGCUCCAUGGCCAAGGAAUACACAAGCUACUGCUAUCCCUACCACAAACUGUUGACUAAGACUUAA
Molecule: messenger RNA, 210 nt
Organism: Dicrocoelium dendriticum
Lineage: Eukaryota; Metazoa; Platyhelminthes; Trematoda; Plagiorchiida; Dicrocoeliidae
Source: the annotation of a GenBank genome assembly